Molecule: messenger RNA, 3475 nt
Organism: Xenopus laevis (African clawed frog)
Lineage: Eukaryota; Metazoa; Chordata; Amphibia; Anura; Pipidae
Gene: zap70.S
Product: zeta chain of T cell receptor associated protein kinase 70 S homeolog
Exons: 13
Coding region: 132-1958 (608 amino acids)
Biological process (GO): intracellular signal transduction
Cellular component (GO): cytoplasm; plasma membrane
Molecular function (GO): transferase activity; ATP binding; nucleotide binding
Source: RefSeq, a predicted model, not a curated record
UCUAAAAUGAGGCCAUUUACUUUAACAACCAAAUCUCAAUUAGAGUCAUUCGCUUUACAUUUGCUACAAGUAUUUUUGCUGAAGGAUUCGACACAGGAUCAAGGUCAUUGUAAAAUCCCAGAAAAGUCAAGAUGCCAGAUGCUGCUGGUCACUUGCCAUUUUACUAUGGCAGUAUAUCUCGCGCUGAUGCAGAAGAAUAUCUCAAACUAGGUGGAAUGAUGGACGGUCUUUUCUUGCUGAGGCAAUGCCUACGGACUCUAGGUGGCUAUGUCCUUUCUAUGGUAUACAACCUGCACUUUCACCAUUACCCUGUGGAACGACAACUGAAUGGCACUUAUGCUAUAUCAGGAGGAAAAGCUCACUGUGGCCCAGCUGAACUAUGUGAAUACUACUCUAAAGAUGCAGAUGGAUUGUCCUGUAUCCUGCGGCGGCCAUGUAACCGGCCAGCUGGCGUGGAGUGCCAGGGAGGAGUGUUUGAUAAUAUGCGGGAUAACAUGAUGAAAGAAUAUGUACGGCAGACGUGGAAAUUGGAGGGGGAUGCACUGGAACAGGCAAUAAUUAGCCAGGCCCCACAAGUAGAAAAGCUCAUAGCCACUACUGCCCAUGAGAGGAUGGCCUGGUACCAUGGAACUAUUAGCAGAGAUGAAGCAGAACGCAAGCUGUACUCAGGAGCCCAACCUGAUGGCAAAUUUCUCAUGAGGGAAAGGAAGGAAAAUGGGACCUAUGCUCUUUCUGUAAUGUAUGGCAAAACUGUUUAUCAUUAUAAGAUAGAUCAAGACAAAUCUGGAAAAUAUUCAAUCCCUGAGGGCACUAAGUUUGACACCCUGUGGCAGCUUGUGGAAUACCUAAAACUGAAGUCAGAUGGAAUUAUAGCUGUUUUAAAGGAAGCAUGUCCUAAUGCCAGCACAUUUUCAUUAACACCAGCUGCUGCUCCCCCAUCCCUUCCUAAAAUUAGGCAAGUAGCAUCCAACUCCGAUGGAUACUCCCCAGAACCUUUCAUUGGGAAAUCUCGAAUUUUGCCAAUGGACACCAGUGUGUACGAGAGCCCUUACAGUGACCCAGAGGAAUUAAAGGAACGAAAGCUGUUUGUGAAGAGAGAACUCCUUCUGAUAGAUGAAGUGGAAUUAGGCUCUGGAAACUUUGGAUGUGUUAAGAAGGGUGUAUAUAAGCUAAAGAAGCGUCAGAUUGAUGUGGCUAUAAAGGUGCUGAAAGUACAAGAAGAAAAAAAUGUUAGGGAUGAAAUGAUGAAAGAAGCUGAAAUUAUGCACCAACUGGACAACCCUUACAUAGUGAGGAUGAUAGGAGUGUGUGAGGCAGAGAACCUUAUGCUUGUAAUGGAAAUGGCAUCAGGGGGACCCCUUAACAAGUUCCUUGGAGCUAAGAAAGAUACAAUAUCUAUUAGUAAUGUGAUAGAGCUCAUGCACCAAGUGUCCAUGGGAAUGAAAUACCUUGAAGGAAAGAAUUUUGUGCAUCGUGACCUUGCAGCUCGUAAUGUCCUCAUGGUCAACCAACAUUAUGCCAAAAUCAGUGACUUUGGACUCUCAAAAGCUCUGGCGGCCGAUGAUAGCUAUUACAAGGCUAAGUCCUUUGGAAAGUGGCCACUGAAGUGGUAUGCACCAGAGUGCAUCAACUACCGCAAGUUUUCAAGUCGUAGUGAUGUGUGGAGCUAUGGCAUAACCAUGUGGGAAGCUUUCAGCUAUGGGCAAAAGCCCUACAAGAAACUCAAGGGAACAGAAGUAAUGAGUUUCAUUGAAAGAAAAGAGCGUCUGGCGUGCCCUGCCGGCUGCCCACCAGAGAUGUAUCAGGUUAUGUUAGAUUGCUGGAUAUUCAAGAUGGAGGACCGCCCUAAUUUUGAGAAUGUGGAAUACCGUAUGCGCUUGUAUUACUACAGCAUUGCCAACAAACCAGACAAAGAAGGCAAGGAAGCAGGUGCAGCACAAGCAUCAGGAAAAGUGUGAAGAAGUAAUGCUUGUUUGGAAGUUUCUGUCCAUUUGUCACUGAAGAAUAGUAUUUGGAGCACUUAUGGAACAAUACAAACUGCUAUCUUGUGUGUGGUGGUGGGGUCUUUUUCUCUUAGGAACAUGUUAAAAAUAUUGGCAAGAAAGGAGGACAAGGCUUAAGCAAAUGCAGGAAUUAUUCAUUUCUAGAUGUUCUUAAACUUGACACAGAAUAAUGCUUGAAAUAAUGAACCCUAUACAAAGGGCUUUUUGCACCAGACCCAAGAUCCAGAAACCCUAUAGCACUGAGGGGUUGUGCCGCCAGCGUUGCAGUUGAGACUCCUGACUUUUAAUAUUGUGUUUUUUUGUUGUUGCUCUUUUAUGAUUCUAAGUUACGGACUACGGUAAAAUGCAGUUGCUGUAUAUGAACUACAAAUUAGAUCACACAGGAACAUUUUUCAAAACUUUAUUUCUUGGGUUGCCUCUUUAAAAAUAAAAAAUAAAUGCCUACAAAAUCUAAAUAUUGGGCUACUAAUUCUAAUACAAGCUUUCAUUCUGACUACACUGGCUUCUGUUCAUAUAUAGAUGACUAAUAAUCUCAACAGCAUAUUGAUUUUUUUUUUUUGUAAAUUCUUUUGUAAAUCAGCAUUAGCCAGUUCAAUAUGUAUUAUUGCACUCAACAUUUCGUGCUUGGUAUUAAACAUUGUUCUUGGUCCAUUGCUGUGAAUUUAGUUUGCAAGGUGAAUAUAAAGAGUAGUAGAAGAUUGAAUCAAAAUAAGAGAGAAAAACAAGUAAGGAAAUUAGAAACAUAGAAUUGUUGCAACAAUAUGUGGUAACAAUCAUGAGGGCAGUACAUUGCAGUAUUGCGGCUUCAGGAGCCUUUAUAUGACAGGAGGGAGACCACUGGGUACGCAAGUGCCUGGUAUUUUACUUGGACUUAGUUGAGGGUGGGAUGGUCUCUGCUUCACAUUAUGUCAUCUAGGUUAUGAGUGCUGUAUAUUCUUGUGAUUCUGUGAAAAAAAGCCAAUAACUGCAUUUCUGUUUAAAUUUAUCCUCUUGGUGGUGUUUGCCUUUAGGAGUUUUAAGUCUCUCAAAUUGGUGUAUUUCCUGGAUUUGAAGAGCCCAUUCUUUGAUUGAGGGAAUCUGGUCUGACCUCCAAUAUCAGGAAUUAAUGCUUUUGCCACAUUGAUCAGGGUUGAGAUAAUGGAGCUUUGUAUUGGGCAGUGGACAUAGGGUUGUUAUGUAGCAAAAAAAAAACCACAGCAUUAGUGAUUGUCAAGUCUGUAAAAGUUGGAAGUAGUUGUUUAAUUGCUGCCCAGUAUGGUUUUAUCUUUGGACAUUCCCACAUGAUGCGCAUGUGUUUCUGAGAGAGAUCCAUUUACUCUAAUACAUGAUUUAGGGUUGAGGCUUUGAAUGCUUCGUAUAAAAGUUGGACCUAUUCCCAUUUUUAUAAGGCAUUGAAAAAUGAAAGCCCAUGAUACUCGGUCAAAACCCUGUUGAUAGCAAGGUUAGUGGGAUUUUGUUUCUUUUACAGUGAC